Molecule: messenger RNA, 1556 nt
Organism: Fimicolochytrium jonesii
Lineage: Eukaryota; Fungi; Chytridiomycota; Chytridiomycetes; Spizellomycetales; Powellomycetaceae
Exons: 3
Coding region: 95-1495 (466 amino acids)
Source: RefSeq, a predicted model, not a curated record
CACCUUCCGAGCGCUUAAGUCCGCCCUUUGCAGGGAAGCGUCCACCUCAUCACCCGUCGUCGCCACAUAAACGCCCAAUAAAGAACAAAGAAUCAUGCCAGCAGCAGUAGCAAGUAACAUCCUGCAGGUACCUCCAUACCACGGCGGAGCAUCCGAGUAUUCCAUCCACCACAGCCAAACAAUCACCAGCGGGCGGAGCACGGCGACUUCGAGCGGGACGGGACGAGGAAGUGGGAAUGGGACGCGUGGGUCGUCUUCUCAGCAACAACAAAAUCCCGUAGCGUCGAAUCCCAAUGACGAGCAGGCGCAAUUUCCGAACGCGGAAUAUCAGACGUUGGAUUCUCAUAGGGCAGGGCAUCAUGGUUCCGGCACACAUACGGCGGGGGCGGACGACCUGAACCGGCCGGUGUCGGUGCAUGCGCAUUCCCGGGCGUUGGCGAAGAUUGCGGCGUUGGAGAAGACGAUAGAAUUUCUGCAGACACAGCAUGCGGGUGUGCUGGCUGGGCUGCAUGGGGAGGUGGAGAGGUUGCAGAAUGCGUGUUCAGAGCUGGCUAUGAAGUCUCUGAAACUUCCUGUGGAUUCAGAAGGCCGAAACACCGAAAGUGAGAAAAAUUCCGGAGCACUUCCCAUCCCCCCGAAACCAGCAGAUGUACCCGCAUCAAAGCCCCGCGAACGCAAACCCAGCCAGCGCGCCCAUUCCCGCUCACAAGACGAGCAUCUCCUCUCCGCCCUAAAAACCGACCUAGACGCCCUCCGCGACGCCAACUACCAAAAAGAGUCAGAAAUCAACCUCCUCCACGCCGAACGAGAAAUCAUCCUGUCCGCGUUGGCUGCAAAUGGGAUCGUCAUCAACAUGAGCGGGAGUGCGCGGGCGCCGGGGUCGGCUACUGUGACGAUAAAUCAUCGGGUCGUUGGGUCUGACCGCUCGGUGCCCGCUGGGUAUGGAAGGAGUUUCACGUCGCCUGGAACUGCGAUUCAGCCGAAACAGACGCCGGUUUUGCCGCCGAUUGGGAAUGGGCUGUUGUCGCAUGGGGGCUCGGUUGAGAAGCUGGACUCGAAUGUGGAAGGGGCGAGGCUGCAUGCACCGACCCCGCCUCCUCGGGUGCAAGAUAGGGAAGGGAGUGAGGAGAGAUCACGGUCGAGGAGGGCACGGUAUCGCGUAGCGUCGGGAUCGGAGUCCCUGCAUAAAGAUUCGUCCUUGGCGAAGAACAAUCAAGAAUCCGAGCUUGAUUCCGAUGACGAAGACGAAUUCGACGAGAACUACGAAGACGAUUACUCUUCCAGACGAAGCAGCAACGACGUGCGGGGAUCACAGGAAAGUUUUGCUUCUACGCCUGUGAGAGGGAGGCGUCGCACGCGCGGCAGUUUUCAUCAUAGCAGCCGUAGUGCUAGAGCAAGCGAGAUAGAUGGGACCAAGCCCCUGCCUCCGCUUGGUGUACCGGGGAAGCAGAACAGAGUGAGGAGCGAGCGACAUGUGUCGGUCAAGCGUAAAUGAGUUCAAAAAUAUCGAAUUUAUGGCGAGUACGCUACAUUACAGUGGAAGCCAUCCCAUCUGA